Messenger RNA from Symbiodinium natans, 663 nucleotides. The record is from the annotation of a GenBank genome assembly. Lineage: Eukaryota; Dinophyceae; Suessiales; Symbiodiniaceae.
AUGUGGGCUGCAGGCUGCGUGACAUCAGUGGCGUCAUUCAGGCUCUGCCACUCGCUGGCAGAGAUCGGGUACACCUCUUUUUUCAGUGUGGCACGUGCCCUGGGAUCCUGGCGGCGCUUGGUCGAGCUGGACCAGAUGGGGCGCGUGAAGCGUCAAAUUCUGGGCAUGGUCACGCAGGCUGUUGUGAAUGACAUGCCGGACCUGUAUGAGGGCCGCAGUGGCAGGAGCUGCAUGAGGCAGCUCCUCGACUUCUACAAGUUUGCAACCGACCACACAGCAUCGCGACAUGACUUCUGGAGCUUCUACGCGCACCUCCAGGAGGCUGCCGGGGAUGACUCUGGGGCCUUGGACAGCCGGCUCCGACAGAACCGGGCCUUGCAGGCGCGGCUCUGGGAUGAGAACGACCCGGAGAUCUUCAGCGAGUACCUCCAGGACCUGCUCGAGUGCUUGGACAUCAUUGACAGCACGUUGGAUGACCCAGCAACAAAGGACGCAUCCAAGGCGCAGGUCCAGCCCUUUGUGUACCUGGCGCGGGAUGCGGCAAAGCGAUUAGCCGCGAAGCUGGAAGUGACGGUUCAGGAGCCCCCAUGGAAGCCUGCUGUCGCCAAGCUCCAGAGCAUGGCGAGCAAGGCAGACGGGCGCUUGGCCAAGCUCGAAAGAUGA